This is a messenger RNA of Phyllopteryx taeniolatus (common seadragon), 5604 nucleotides long. RefSeq names its product proteoglycan 4. Gene Ontology annotation, biological process: homotypic cell-cell adhesion; positive regulation of neutrophil extravasation; T cell extravasation. The record is from RefSeq and is a predicted model, not a curated record. NCBI's taxonomy places the organism in Eukaryota, Metazoa, Chordata, Actinopteri, Syngnathiformes, Syngnathidae. The coding region runs from base 189 to 1472 and encodes 427 amino acids. The transcript has 11 exons.
ACCUUCUCUCUUCCAAUCGAGACAAAAGAAGGAGAAAGGCGAGGAAGAAGCACAUCGCGGCACCUUGGAGACGACUACCAGCACGGACGCGCACACGCACACGCACACGCACGCACACCCUACUAACCUUUGCACCUUCAUUGUCCAACGUACCCCGGUCCAUUCGAACCGCUGGACGCCGUGUUCCAAUGAUGUACCUGUGGAUUCUGCUGCUCUUGGGAGGUUUGCUUGCUGGACGUGCUAACACGCAAGAUGACGUGCCCCCAACAGAUGAUGCGACCGUCCAUUCAACCUUGCUGCCCGAAUUUGAAAUGCACUCAGAAAUGGAGGCCGAAGCUGCAGCAGAGGAAAUGCUACCAGGAAGUGAACCCGAGUCAACUGAAGCUGGAGCCCAUGAAGAAGUGACGCCAGCUGAGGGGGAAGCAGAACCAGAGGCUCCGUCAGAGGCAGAAGCGGAGGAUCCCGCAGAGGGAGAAUCCGAAGGAGAAGCAGAGGCAGCUCCAGAAGGAGAAGACGACGUGGCAGCUGACCCAGAACAAGAGGCUGCAGCAGAAGAAGAAACAGAGGCUGCAGGAGAACCAGAGCCAGAGCCUGCACUAGAUCCAACGGCCGAACCAGAACCAGAGGCGGCAGAAGAACCAGCAGCAAAACCAGAGGCUGCAGCAAACCCAGCAGCUGAACCAGAAUCAGAAGCUGCAGAAGAACCAGCAGCGGAACCAGAACCAGUAGCUGCAGAAGAACCAGAAGCUGAACCAGAACCAGAGACUGAAGAAGAACCAACAGCUGAACCAGAACCAGUAGCUGCAGAAGAACCAGAGGCUGCAGAAGAAGCAGCAGCUGAACCAGAACCAGAGGAUACUGCAGCGGGAGAAGCAGAAUCAGAGGCUCCUGAGUCGGAACCAGAGCCCUCAACCCAAGGUCCUUCAGAUGGUCUAGAAGAUCCAGAAUCAGCGCAAGACAUUCCCGACGUCGACGAACAACCUUCUGCCAGCUCUGAUGCUUCUCAUGUCCACAAAGAGCAUGGAUCUGAAGAUGAAGGCACAGCAGGAGCAGACGCAGCUGUGCCACAUGAUGAGUCAGCUCACGUGGAGGUGGACGUCGGCACAGAAAUCAAGGCCCAGGACCCUUCAGAUGGAGGCUUUAACUUGGAAGAUGCUCUGUCACAAGGCGACGCACAGGACAUGCCGGCCCAUUCAGGGCGCAGCAAUAGUGGCGGAUCAGUGGCACAUGUUUCUGAAGCCACAGGAGAAGACGCUGAUGCUGAAGAAUCCGGUUCGGGCUCCUUGGCGGCGAUCUUAUGUGGUGUGGCUGUGGCCGUUGUGGGAGCAGUCACUGGAUAUUUUACCUACCAGAAGAAGAAACUCUGUUUCAAAAAUGUACAUGAAGAAGAUCCGGAGGCUGCACGCAAAGCAGACGCAGGCGAGGCUCAGUCAGAUCCUCAAGUCCUUAGCAACCUACUGAAUUCCUCGUAGAGCGGAGGUGAUCACGUGACUCGACCCGGACCAACCACAGUCAAGCAAAGUGGCACGCUCGCUGGAGGCUUUCUCCACUGUGGAGCUGCAUUACUGUGAGGCCCCCAUGUUGGGCUUAGUAUGUAUGUGUGUGUGUUUUGUGUGUGUGUGUGUGUGUGUGUGUAUUAAUUAGUGCAGUAAGUGGGUAAAGCAACAAAGCAACUUGAUUUGCAACAACAAGAGGCCAGACGUUUGUAUGUCCAAAGUUAUGUCUUCAUGACCGAAAAACUUUUUAUAAUUUUAUUGAGACACGCCACCCAUCCAUUUAUAGGAAUUGAAGAAAAAAAAACAAAAAAAAAAAACACUGUGACUGAUAUCUUUUUUUUAUGUCAAUUCUAUUAUUGUAUGUUGACAGGGUUUAGAUAUUUUAAACCAGCCACUAUAUUCACUCAAUGAAAUAAUAAUUGAACAUGGAAACAAUCUUGAAAAAAUUGAUUACAAAAAAAGGAUGUGUUAAGCGGGGUACACACAUAUCGAUUUGUAACAUCUUAACCGAUCUUUAAAUUGUGACAAACUACACACAUGACGAGGAAAAAAUAAAUAAAUUGGGGAGCAUGUGCUUACUGCCACACACACAAGGAUUUGCUGGCGUAAAUAUUGAACAGGUUCAACAUUUAUGAUUGUUGGCACACCACGGGAUUAUCACUCAAAAUAAUCUUACCAAUGCAUCUGACAAUCGGGCCAUUGAUCGAAAGGGAAGAAAAAUUUUCAAAUUCAGACAGAUUAUCGAUAUGUGUGUACCCUUCUCUGGGCGAACUAAUUCAAAAGGACGCAGAUCAUGUCAACAAAAAUCACACAACGCAAAGUCGACUGGCAUGUGUAAAGCAAUUGCAGUAGUCAGUUGAUGGGAAAUGGAAAGUUCUGACGAUAAUAUUUCCUGGAUUAUGGCAGAGAGAAAUGUAUUAAAAUAGCUGAGAGUCGAUACAUGAUGUCGGGGUUUCCUAAACUUACCUUAAUGUCAUCUAUUGCCUGAACAUCAACCUAAACUGUACAUAAAGUAAUGAUAAAGAAGCUUUUUUUUUUUUUUUUUUUUUUUUUUUUAACAGCAGACAUGAAUCAAGAAGCCCUUUGCAGUAAAACUGAUUUAGGUUUAGGAGCCCUGCUACAAUGAGCAAAAGUAUCAGGACUGAUUUGUGAUCUAACCAAGACAUUUUGGAUUUGGAACAUUUUGGCGAAGGCUACUUUUCGCCUCCUUAAUGGCAUGAUUGGUUGGGUUUGGUGUGGAAGAGUGUGAGAGCACCCAGACCUCAACCCCAUCAAACACCUUUGGAAUGAACUAGAACGAUUGUGGACUAAUGAACAAUAUUCCCACCCAAAAGAGUAUACGCUAUCAUAAGUGCAACACUCCCAUUUCGUAGUCUUGUGUCCCAGUACUUUUGCUCAUUUGGGUGUAUUUUAAGAUGUAUUAAAAAAGUCCAAAUGGCGUUUUAGUAGCUUAGGCCAACCGUCACUGUGAGUUUUUGUACGUUGAUGUGCGUCAGUCUAGUUUUUCUAGAGUGCCUUUCACUGUCCCAGCCUAGCUUGUCCCGUGUGUAGACACACUGAAUGUCUCCUAAACGUCCACUCUUUAAUGAGACGCUGACUUUGUUUGGGCUUGAAGCACUCUCGUACGCACUCACCAGCCACAACUACAGAGGCGCACCUGCACAUUUACCAGUACUGUAAAAUACAGUGCGUCCAGUAGGUACAGUAGACACGUCAGAGGAGGCACAGCAGCUUGAGAAACAUCAUCAUUCUCGUUUACGCUCUUUUGAUUUAAUGAUUUAAUCGCAACAUUUUCCCAUUUUGAGCAGUAAUGAUUAAUUUCAAAGCCAAUUCACCUUUUUUUUUUUUUUUUUUACCCGAAUUUGAGUCUGUGUAUAACAUCCAACACCUAACAUCCAUUUUCUCUUCAGGAAAGCAAGUAAAUAACUACAAUUUGACAUCUUAUUCAAGAUAUAAUCAUAUACUUUACUGUUUUGUUUUGUUUUUGGUAAAACAGUACAUUUGAAAUUGUAUAUAUAACAAUAAUUAUGAUAUUUCAUUGUUUCAGUUCAAGAUUCUACAUCUUUGUGUAUUAACCAUUAGAGAAACAUUUUUGUAAUUGCCAACGCUGUUGAUUUGCGGCAGCUGUGGCAUGAACCUUAUAUUGGGUGGUGGUGUAAUACAUUAACCACUGGAAGUGAUAUAUGGUAAUGUUGCUGAUGUCAGAAUCCACUGUGAUAUGGUUGAAAAUUCCCUGACUUGAAAUUUGACCUAUGCUUUGCAGUUAUUGUUAAAAUAAGAUGAUUUAUAGUAGGUCUAUUUUGUACAGAUGUAUGUUGUGUGUAAUUUUCAAACUUAUUUUUAACUCCCCGGUCCAAGUGGACAUACUGUAACAGUAGCUCUGUUUAUUGGGUUAUUUAAAAAAAUGAAUAAAAAAUAUUGAUCUCAUUUAAUAAUGGGUUAACUGAUUUAGUAGUAAAAAUAGUAAAAUCAUUUUUUUUCAUACUCAUUAAAUAACGGUUAAUUAAUUGUCAUUAAAUGAAUUAAACUAAAAUAAAAAAUGUGAAUUAUUGAAUUUUAAAAUGUAUGUACAUGUUUCACUUUUUACCUCAUUUACGAAAGACUGCCCCUCUGUCCAUUUUUCAAAAAAUAAAUAAUAAUAAAUAAAUAAAAUAAAAUGUGGCCCUUGCUCACAAGCGUUUGGUCUAGAGUCUGGCCUACACACUUUCAAAAAAAAAAAAUAAUAAUAAUAAUGCUUUAGCACAUGCAGGUGUACCUCAUGUUGUGGCCUGUGAGUGCAUUUUACAGUCUCUACUACCUAUUACUCAGCAAGGUGUGCCUCUUUAUUCCAUUCAAGCCAGCUGUCUUUUUCUAACAUAAUCCCCAUUUUUUUUUUUUUUUUUGUAUUUAAAUCCUGUCCAUGGUGUAUAGUGAGGUGCCUCCGACUGAUUGUCUUUGAAUAGCGUGUGUUAUCUUUCGUGAUUGUUAUUGUGGAAAAUUGCCUAACUAUGAGGGUCUGCAUCGAAGAUUAUUUAGUAUGUAGUGUAGCGCAAACUGCUAACAUCUGAAUGUGUUUUUAUUUUUAUUUUUAUGUUGCCUUACAUUUGCUGUGUUCCCUUUAAACCUUGCUUGCUGCUUUACGGUUAUCCUUUGGAAUAAAAAAAAAAAAAAAAAAACGCCACACGGCUGCAAUACUGUACAGGACAGAGGCUGUUACUAAUAGUCUGGCCGCAAUUAUCUGUGAUUUCGCACAUUAAAUAAUUACUACGUAUGAAUUGGAGGACUGCAGAACGCCUGGUCAAAGCUGUGUUUUAAAAUGCCUUGAUUAAAAACAAUAACAAGGGAUGGGCCAAUUUGAGUACAUUUUCUUUAUAUAUUAUGAGGAACAUUUCAAUGAACGCAGUAGUAAAGUCAUAAUUGCAGUAAAUAUCUGUAUAUAUAAAAAAACAAUACGGCAGUAACUGAGAGUGCCUUCUUGUGACCUCAGUAAAAGGUUUGGAAGUUUUGCUGAAUUUAUUUGAUUGAAUGUAGCGAAAACUAAGAAUGAAUCAGUAUAUCAGUCUAAAUAAGAAAAUCUCUGAAUGUUCUGAACUUCUGUUUGCGUUGAAGUGUGCAGGAGUUGCGCCAUAACGGGGAUAUACUGUACGUUGCUCCACCUCGCAUCGCUGAUGUCAUGUUGUGCUUCUUUAGACAGCAAACUAGUUGAGACUCAGUGAGCAGCAUCUCAUUUUGUCUUCAGUUGCUCGAAGACACGAUUAAUCUACUCAAUUCUUAAUGAUCAAUGAAUCGAUUAGUAUGCCUAUCCUUAAUAGCCAGUGACGCCUUUUGAACAAAACAAAUAUGGACAAACAAAAUCCCAUUUUCAAGCCUUCAAGCUAGAAUGUAAGCACAUUGGGCUUUGCUUUGUUGCAUCAUUAGCGGACCAGUCCUGCCUUAUAAGCACAUCUCGAUUAUGAGCGGCAACAAGGUUAUGAACACAAAACUCUUUAGAAAUAUCGAGACAUAUCAUUUCUUUUCUAUGAAUAUUUUGUGUGUGUGCGUGUGUUUCUUUUUAUGUAGAAACUGUCAUCAAGCAUUUGUGGUGUAAAUAAUGUCGAAGAGGUGAAUUAAACAAGCAGUUUCAGUGGGA